AUGAUUUCAAUUGUUAAUGGUACUUCCACACUUUCAUUGGUUGCUGGUAGUAAGCAAACAUUAGAUCAAGCAAUCAAUUUUUAUACCAACAUACUUGGGUUGUCCGUCCAUUCAGAGCAAAAUGACUGGACGUAUUUAUCAAACGACGACAAUAAAAUGAUUGUCAAGAUAAAAUUAGACUCCAAAUCUGGAUUAUCUCUCGAUCAAGUCAGUGAUAGAAGAACAGAGAUUAUUUCCAAAUUAAAUGUUAUUGAUUGGAGAUCGUUAGAUACCACCAGUGUCUUGAAAGUUGAAAAUUUAGUUGCUUUAAUUGAAACUUUAACCACAUUUAAUUACACUUUACAAAUCACCCCUAAUGAAUUGUACCCUAAUGAAGUCUAUUGUGUGGACCCAUUGGGCUACAUUAUUGGGUUUACUGCUUGUGAUGAACCAUUAACCCUUGUUCCACCAUUACAGAAAUCCCACCCAAAACCAGGGUUGGUUUCCAACUUGAUGUCAAAAUCAGGUUCCCAAUCAAGAAACAUUGAAGAAACUAAAGCCGUGAGAAGAAAUAUCGCUGUCAUGACUUCUGGUGGGGAUUCUCAAGGUAUGAAUGCUGCCGUUAGAGCCGUUGUUAGAGCCACGAUUUUCCAUGGAAGUAAGGCCUUUGCUGUCCAAGAAGGUUACGCUGGUUUAGUCAAAGGUGGCCCCGAAUACAUUAAGGAAAUGAACUGGCAAGACGUCAGAGGUUUCCUUGCUGAAGGGGGUACCAAUAUUGGUACUGCCAGAUGUAUGGAAUUUAAGGAACGUUGGGGUAGAUUGAAAGGGUGUAAGAAUUUGAUUGAUGCUGGAAUCGAUGGGUUGAUUGUGUGUGGUGGUGACGGGUCUUUAACCGGUGCCGAUUUAUUCAGACACGAAUGGCCUUCAUUGAUUCAAGAAUUAAAAGAUAAAGGUGAAAUCACCAAUGAACAAUUUGAGAGACACAAACACUUGUACAUUUGUGGUAUGGUGGGUUCCAUUGAUAAUGAUAUGGCCAUGACUGACGCAACAAUUGGUGGUUACUCAGCAUUAGAAAGAAUUUGUCGUGCUAUUGAUUACAUUGAUGCCACAGCCAACUCCCAUUCGCGUGCCUUUGUUGUUGAAGUCAUGGGUAGACAUUGUGGUUGGUUAGCCUUGAUGGCCGGUAUUGCUACCAGUGCUGAUUAUAUUUUCAUUCCAGAAAAACCUGCUUCCUCAAAGGAUUGGGAAGAUCAAAUGUGCGACAUUGUUGGUAAACAUAGAGCUCAAGGUAAAAGAAAGACCAUUGUUAUUGUUGCUGAAGGGGCUAUUACUUCUGAUUUGAAACCAAUCACAUCUGAUCAAGUUAAAGAUGUUUUAGUCGACCGAUUAGGUUUGGACACCAGAAUCACCGUGUUGGGACAUGUUCAAAGAGGUGGUACUGCUGUGGCUUUUGAUAGGACCUUAGCUACUUUGCAAGGGGUUGAAGCAGUUAAAGCCAUUUUGGAAUUAACUCCCGAUGUUCCAUCUCCAUUGAUCGCCAUUGAUGAAAAUAAGAUUUGUCGUCGUCCAUUGGUUGAAGCUGUCAGAAUCACCAAAUCCGUGGCUUCAGCUAUCGAAGCUAAGGAUUUCGAAAAAGCAAUGUCUUUAAGAGAUCACGAAUUCAAAGAACAUUUGGCUAAUUUCAUGGCCAUGAAUACUGCCAAUCACGAAAAACCAACUUUGCCUCUUGAAAAACGUAAGAAGAUUGCCAUUAUUAACAUAGGUGCUCCCGCUGGUGGUAUGAAUUCUGCUGUUUAUGCUAUGGCUACUUAUUGUAUGUCUCGUGGUCACACUCCAUAUGCUAUUCACAAUGGGUUUGCUGGUUUAGCAAGACACGAAUCAGUUAAACUGAUUGAAUGGAUUGACAUUGAAGGAUGGAAUAGUAUUGGGGGAUCAGAAAUUGGUACCAACAGACAAACCCCUGAAGAAACUGACAUUGGUAUGAUUGCCCAUUAUUUUGAAAAAUACCAGUUUGACGGGUUAAUUAUUGUUGGAGGUUUUGAAGCAUUUGUUUCUUUAGAGCAAUUGGAAAAAUCAAGAGCUAUGUAUCCAUCUUUCAGAAUUCCUAUGGUUUUAAUCCCUGCCACCAUUUCGAAUAAUGUUCCUGGUACCGAAUAUUCUUUAGGGUCCGAUACUUGUUUGAAUUCAUUAAUGGAAUAUUGUGACAUUGUUAAACAAUCAGCAUCAGCCACCAGAGGUACCGCAUUCAUUAUUGAUGUUCAAGGAGGUAAUUCUGGAUACAUUGCCACGUUUGCAUCAUUAAUCAGUGGGGCACAAGCAUCCUACGUUCCAGAAGAAGGUAUUUCAUUACAGCAGUUGGAAAUGGACAUCAAUUCGUUGAGAGAAGCAUUUGCUGUGGAACAAGGAAUGACAAAGAGUGGUAAAUUGAUCAUCAAGUCGAGUAAUGCAUCUAAAGUACUAACCCCAAACACAUUGGCAGACAUAUUCAAUGAUGAAUGUCAUGGAGACUUUGACACCAAAACCGCUAUUCCAGGACAUGUUCAACAAGGUGGAUUGCCUUCACCAAUAGAUAGAAGCAGAGGUGAUAGAUUUGCCAUUAGAGCUGUUCAAUUCAUUGAGGAUCACUGUGACGUUUUGACUCCAUACAGAUACGAAUUGGAUUUCCCUGUUGAUGACAAGAAGAUCUUAAACACAGCUGCUGUAUUAGGUAUUAAGUCUUCCCGUUUGAAAUUCACUUCUAUCAGACAUUUGUUUGAUUUCGAAACUGAAUUAGGCAGAAGAAUGCCAAAGACCAUUUACUGGAACUCUAUUAGAGAUAUUGCUGAUCAAUUAGUCGGUCGAACAAGACUUGAUAAGCCAUAA
Candida dubliniensis CD36 is the source of this 2841-nucleotide messenger RNA. It is a transcript of the gene PFK2, whose product is annotated as 6-phosphofructokinase subunit beta. The record is from RefSeq and is a predicted model, not a curated record. Gene Ontology annotation, cellular component: cytoplasm; 6-phosphofructokinase complex; mitochondrion. The coding region runs from base 1 to 2841 and encodes 946 amino acids. Gene Ontology annotation, molecular function: ATP binding; fructose-6-phosphate binding; AMP binding. Gene Ontology annotation, biological process: fructose 6-phosphate metabolic process; fructose 1,6-bisphosphate metabolic process; canonical glycolysis. The transcript has a single exon. Lineage: Eukaryota; Fungi; Ascomycota; Pichiomycetes; Serinales; Debaryomycetaceae.